UUUCUCAAAAUUCUCCCAUUUUCGCUCAGUUUGCAACUUUUAAAACAAGUACCCGGAGGACAGAGGUCUGACGACAGAAAGGGCAGAAAUUGCACCAAAGGCCAUGCCCGUGUCAUCCAGCUUACAGGUUUUCGAAGAACCGCAGCCUCAGCGCUGUCGCACUGCAUUAACCUCACAGGCCACCAAGCACCAUGCUCUCCGUCCGUGCCCCGCUCGCCACGCUCGCAGACCAGCAGCAGCUGCAGCUGUCGCCGCUGAAGGGACUCAGCCUGGCUGACAAGGAGAACACGCCUCCGUCCCUCAGCGGGACUCGCGUGCUGGCCAGUAAGACCGCGCGGCGGAUCUUCCAGGAGCCCACCGAGCCGAAGAGUAAGGGAUUUGCGCCCAGCGUGGAGGAGGAACCACUGCUGAGAGAGAACCCCCGGCGCUUUGUCAUCUUCCCUAUCGAAUACCAUGACAUUUGGCAGAUGUAUAAGAAAGCCGAGGCCUCCUUUUGGACGGCAGAGGAGGUGGAUCUUUCCAAAGACAUUCAGCACUGGGAAGCCCUGAAGCCCGAGGAGAGAUACUUUAUAUCACACGUUCUGGCUUUCUUUGCCGCCAGCGAUGGCAUAGUCAAUGAGAAUUUGGUGGAGCGGUUCAGCCAAGAAGUUCAAAUCACAGAGGCUCGCUGUUUCUACGGCUUCCAGAUCGCCAUGGAAAACAUUCAUUCCGAAAUGUACAGUCUCCUCAUCGAUACUUAUAUCAAAGAUUCCAGAGAAAGGGAGUUCCUCUUCAAUGCCAUCGAGACCAUGCCCUGUGUGAAGAAGAAGGCGGACUGGGCCUUGCGCUGGAUUGGGGACAAAGAGGCCACUUAUGGGGAACGCGUGGUAGCCUUUGCUGCUGUGGAAGGCAUCUUUUUUUCUGGUUCUUUUGCGUCGAUCUUCUGGCUGAAGAAACGGGGACUCAUGCCCGGCCUCACCUUUUCCAAUGAACUCAUCAGCAGAGAUGAGGGCCUGCACUGUGACUUCGCCUGCCUGAUGUUCAAGCACCUGGUGCAUAGACCCUCAGAGCAGAGGGUGAAGGAGAUUAUCGUCAACGCCGUCAGAAUCGAGCAGGAGUUCCUCACGGAGGCCUUGCCAGUGAAGCUGAUUGGCAUGAACUGCGAGCUCAUGAAGCAGUACAUCGAGUUCGUGGCUGACAGGCUCAUGCUAGAGCUGGGCUUUGGCAAGGUUUUUCAAGUGGAAAAUCCAUUUGACUUCAUGGAGAAUAUUUCUCUGGAAGGGAAGACAAACUUCUUUGAGAAGAGGGUAGGCGAGUAUCAGAGGAUGGGAGUUAUGUCCAGCCCCACGGAGAAUUCUUUUACAUUGGAUGCUGACUUUUAGAAGAACUAGAGAAGCAUGCUUACUUUGCUGAUUUUUUUCCCCCCCUUUCAUCAUUUAAAAAAAAAAUCAGCUAAGGUAAAUGGCCCAGCUACACCAUGCAUGGUCAGCAGUGUUAGCAGCACUUGUAAAAGCUGUGUAGCUACCUCAGAAUCAAUCCUGUUUGUUAGCAGUGUGCAGUGUGUCACCCAGGGGAGGGACAUGGAAGCCCAGCCACCUGGGCUCUUUGCAAGAUCAAGUCUCACUUUGUGAGCAGCUGGCAGCCGCGACAGCACCUUAGCACUACAGCUUGGGGACCACAGGACUCGGCCCGGCCCUGGGGCAGUUACAGAUGUCGGCCUCACUGCUUCCUAGCAGGCUAAAGUGCAUCGAACUAGCGGUAAAUAAACUGGCACUUUACACACAGAUGCGAAGCGUACUAUCACGGGGAGAGCCUGACAUUUGAUUUCAACACCAAGCGAAAGAAAAGUGUUGCAUUUCCCACGAAUGGUAGCUCAAGUGACUAAAAGAAAGUAACCUUGUGUUCCUGGGCAUGUAAUUUGGAAGCUUUUUAAUGAAUUUGAAAUACCCUACUUUUGAAGUCAAUUUUGGGCAAAUCUCCAUGUACGUAGUACCCAGUGGAGAUAGGAUGUGAUUGCUCCUGAGACCAGCUCUCCUGAAAGUGGUGCUUAUUCCGAUUAUGUCAGAGAUUUGAUCUAUUUAUAGUUUCUCCAUUUAGUUUCUUUAAUUAAGACUUUUUUACAAUAUGCAUCCUUUUAGGUACUCCAGUAGUUCAUAUUUUGGAAAGUUUUGUCACCCAAUAUUAAUAAGAGAAAUACCUUAACAAGACAGGCAUCUCAGAGGUAUUGCUCACGGUGCUUCUCACACUAAGCACAUGUCACCUGGCAGGUUCUUGAGUGAGUAGCAAACCUGAGCUGUGAGCUGUCCCUACCUGCUCCAUUCAGAUAUGGUUUUAGAUGAAGCUUCAGACUAACACAGUUCCCAGUUACUAUUACUUAAUCCGCCUUUCUGUGGGAAGAGCCUCAAUGGCCAUGGGAAGGAGUGGAUGGGUGCUUGACAUCAAUCCUGUGAUGCCCCCAAAUUCGCCGCUUGUGUUGUCUAUGGGUUGGUGGUCAUUGGAACCCCAGCCAGGCUUCACUGAUUAUACCAUUGUAUUAGUCUAUCAAUUCUUGUAUUACAAGACCCAUUUCUGUCUUUUUAAGUUAUUCUUCCCUAAUGUGAAUAAACCCAAGUUGUAUGACCUGAUGCCUGUGUGGCACUAAAUGAAUGGCUGCCCUGCUUGUCACAAAGCUCAGACAUUGGCCUGCCCUGGCUCGAGCUGGAGGUGGGGUUUCCUGCCUAUGCUCCUGCUCCGGCCUCCUGCUCUCUGUAAGACAACACUUUCACGUAAGCCAUUGUGAAAUCUCUUCACAUUGAUUACUGCAUGAGUGUGGAGUAAUUAAAACUGUUCUUAUGUCA
This is a messenger RNA of Cavia porcellus (domestic guinea pig), 2816 nucleotides long. It is a transcript of the gene Rrm2, whose product is annotated as ribonucleotide reductase regulatory subunit M2. Gene Ontology annotation, cellular component: cytosol. Gene Ontology annotation, biological process: deoxyribonucleotide biosynthetic process. The record is from RefSeq and is a predicted model, not a curated record. Lineage: Eukaryota; Metazoa; Chordata; Mammalia; Rodentia; Caviidae. The coding region runs from base 192 to 1361 and encodes 389 amino acids. Gene Ontology annotation, molecular function: ribonucleoside-diphosphate reductase activity, thioredoxin disulfide as acceptor. The transcript has 10 exons.